Molecule: messenger RNA, 3312 nt
Organism: Diospyros lotus (date-plum)
Lineage: Eukaryota; Viridiplantae; Streptophyta; Magnoliopsida; Ericales; Ebenaceae
Product: alpha-1,4 glucan phosphorylase L-1 isozyme, chloroplastic/amyloplastic
Exons: 15
Coding region: 161-3154 (997 amino acids)
Biological process (GO): glycogen catabolic process
Cellular component (GO): cytoplasm
Molecular function (GO): glycogen phosphorylase activity; pyridoxal phosphate binding
Source: RefSeq, a predicted model, not a curated record
AAGCAGAAUAGAAGCCUAUAUAAAUAUAGAGAAGAGGCUCCUUAUAGGUGUCUCGUAUGGAUUCGCUAUAGAACUGUGAUUUCUGAAAACGGAGGUUUAGAGAGAGAGAGCUGCUUUUAGAGAGAGAAAGGCACUUUUAGAGAGAGGGCGAGCGAGAGUAAUGGCGAGUUCACCGUUUCCUGUGACUUCGACUCGGGCGGAGGCGUUCUCUCAUUGCAAUUCAAUCUCAAGACUUAUCGAUUUUAGUUCGAGGAACUGGAAUGCCAAGCUAUUCUUGACCCGAGAGUCGAGUUUGGGGAGGUUAAGACGUUCUUUUACUGUGAGAAACGUCUCGAGCCAGCCAAAGCAGAAACUGAAUGAUCCAAUCACUGAGGAAGGAGCUGCAGUUGAUGUGAGUUCUUUCACUCCUGAUGCUUCAUCCAUUGCAUCAAGUAUAAAGUACCAUGCAGAGUUUACACCAGCUUUUUCUCCAGAGCAAUUUGAGCUUCCCAAGGCUUUCUAUGCAACAGCACAAAGUGUUCGUGACGCACUCAUCAUUAAUUGGAAUGCAACAUAUGAUUACUAUGAAAAGAUGAAUGUAAAGCAGGCAUACUAUUUGUCGAUGGAAUUUCUACAGGGAAGAGCAUUGUUGAAUGCCAUUGGUAACUUAGAGCUAGUAGAUGCAUAUGGAGAAGCUUUGAGCAAGCUCGGCCACAAUCUAGAGAAUGUAGCUUGUCAGGAGCCAGAUGCUGCACUUGGAAAUGGGGGUCUUGGGCGGCUUGCUUCCUGUUUUUUGGACUCUUUAGCAACGUUAAAUUACCCAGCCUGGGGUUAUGGACUUAGAUACAAGUAUGGCUUAUUUAAACAGCGGAUAACAAAAGAUGGUCAGGAGGAAGUCGCUGAAGAUUGGCUUGAAAUGGGUAAUCCCUGGGAAAUUGUGAGAAAUGAUGUCUCAUAUCCAGUGAAAUUCUACGGCAAGGUUGUGAAGGGUUUGGAUGGAAAGAGUCAAUGGGUUGGUGGAGAAGACAUAAAGGUGGUUGCUUAUGAUGUCCCAAUACCAGGAUAUAAAACUAAAACCACAAUCAACCUUCGCCUUUGGUCCACUAAAGCUCCAUCAGAAGAUUUUGAUUUGUAUGCUUUUAAUGCUGGAGAACACACCAAGGCCUGUGAAGUCCAAGCUAAUGCUGAAAAGAUUUGCUAUAUACUAUACCCAGGAGAUGAAUCAAUGGAAGGAAAGAUCCUUCGUCUGAAGCAACAAUAUACCUUAUGCUCAGCUUCUUUGCAAGAUAUUAUUGCACGCUUUGAGAGAAGGUCUGGAGGCCAUGUGAAAUGGGAAGAGUUUCCUGAGAAGGUUGCUGUCCAGAUGAAUGAUACUCACCCAACACUCUGCAUUCCGGAGCUGAUGAGAAUAUUGAUGGAUUUGAAGGGCAUGAGCUGGAGGGAAGCUUGGAAUAUUACCCAACAGACUGUGGCAUAUACAAACCAUACUGUUCUACCUGAGGCAUUGGAGAAAUGGAGUUUAGAACUUAUGCAGAAACUGCUUCCUCGACAUGUUGAGAUUAUAGAGAUGAUUGAUGAGGAGUUGAUGCAUAAAAUAAUAGCAGAGUAUGGCACAUCAGAUUUUGACCUAUUGGAGAAAAAAUUAAAUGCAAUGAGAAUCUUGGAAAAUGUUGAUGUGCCCGCUUCCCUUGCGGAUUUAUUUGUUAAGCCAACAGAAAAUCCUGCUGUUGAGUUGAGUGAAGAAGUUGAAGAUUCUGGUGAAGAAAUUGAACCUACCAAUGAAGAUGAAUCAGAAGAAACGGGUUUAGGGUUUAGUGAAGAAAUUGAACCUAUCAAUGAAGAUAAAUUAGAAGAAACGGGUUUAGGGUUUAGUGAAGAAAUUGAACCUAUCAAUGAAGAUGAAUCAGAAGAAACGGGCAUGAAGAAGAAAAAGGUGGAUUUGGAACCAAUUCCAAAACCACCAAAGAUGGUCCGCAUGGCUAAUUUGUGUGUGGUUGGCGGUCAUGCAGUAAAUGGAGUUGCUGAGAUUCAUAGUAAAAUUGUAAAGGAUGAGGUCUUUAAUGAAUUUUAUGAGUUGUGGCCUGAGAAAUUUCAAAAUAAAACAAAUGGGGUAACAACUAGAAGAUGGAUCCGCUUCUGCAAUCCAGAUCUAAGUAAUAUCAUAACCAAGUGGACUGGCACUGAAGACUGGGUCCUACAGACUGAGAAAUUGGCAGAAUUGAGGAAGUUUGCUGAUAACGAGGAUCUCCAAAUUGAAUGGAGGGCAGCAAAAAGGAGAAACAAGAUGAAGGUUCUGUCAUUCCUCAAAGAGAAAACAGGGUAUUCAGUCAGCCCUGAUUCAAUGUUUGAUGUCCAGGUCAAGCGUAUCCAUGAAUACAAGCGGCAGCUUUUGAAUAUACUGGGGAUUGUUUACCGCUACAAAAAGAUGAAAGAAAUGACUGAAGAAGAGAGAAAAACGAAGUUUGUUCCACGUGUCUGCAUAUUUGGGGGAAAGGCUUUUGCAACAUACGUGCAAGCCAAGAGAAUAGUGAAAUUUAUAACAGAUGUUGGGGCUACAGUAAACCAUGAUCCUGAAAUUGGUGAUUUACUAAAGGUUAUAUUUGUGCCUGAUUACAAUGUCAGUGUUGCUGAAAUGCUAAUUCCUGCAAGUGAGCUCUCACAGCAUAUCAGUACUGCUGGGAUGGAGGCCAGUGGAACCAGCAACAUGAAGUUUGCCAUGAAUGGUUGCCUCUUGAUUGGGACCUUGGAUGGGGCCAAUGUCGAAAUAAGGGAAGAGGUUGGGAGUGAGAACUUUUUCCUCUUUGGUGCUGAAGCUCACGAGAUUGCUGGACUGAGGAAAGAAAGAGCUGAAGGCAAGUUUGUGCCUGACCCUCUUUUUGAAGAAGUGAAAGCAUUUGUACGAAGUGGUGUUUUUGGACCAUAUAACUAUGAAGAACUGAUGGGAUCAUUAGAAGGAAACAAAGGCUUUGGCCGCGCAGACUAUUUUCUUGUGGGCAAGGACUUCCCAAGCUACAUUGAAUGCCAAAAGAAUGUCGACAAGGCAUAUCAAGACCAACAGAGAUGGACAAGAAUGUCGAUCCUGAAUUCAGCCGGCUCGUACAAGUUCAGCAGUGACAGAACAAUUCAUGAAUAUGCCAAAGACAUAUGGAACAUUACGCCAGUCGAUUUACCUUAGCAAAAGAUAAACAUGCUUCAAGAGUCUUUACUUCUACCAAUGCAGACUUAGGCUUUUCUCUGCGUUAGCAGAAAUAUGUUUGUUUUCUUAUCCAUGUAAGCAAAUCACUCGAAUAAUAUCAUAAAUUCAUAAUGCAAUAAAUCUUGCAUCUUUUUUCA